Triplophysa dalaica is the source of this 5768-nucleotide messenger RNA. RefSeq names its product neuronal cell adhesion molecule-like. Gene Ontology annotation, biological process: cell-cell adhesion; brain development. Bases 224 to 4132 code for a protein of 1302 amino acids. Gene Ontology annotation, molecular function: cell-cell adhesion mediator activity. The transcript has 31 exons. Lineage: Eukaryota; Metazoa; Chordata; Actinopteri; Cypriniformes; Nemacheilidae. The record is from RefSeq and is a predicted model, not a curated record.
CCGAGAUCCGGGCGCAUUUGAAGCGACGCGUCCCCGACAGCUGCGCGCAUUUUCUGGAGAUAAGCGCGCGGAGACUCGUUGACAGAACCGCACUGAAGCAGAGACGCACGGAUCGGGUCAGAACCACAUCUGGGUGUCGUUGGUGUUGGAUGUGUUUGAUUGAUCGCAGUUGAAGGCGGGACUCGACUCACUGGAGAGGCGGUUCAUUGGUCCCACGCUUAUCAUGGACGAGCCGAGUGACGGCCGUUUCGCACUGUUGUUGAUGUUCCUGUGUCACGUGAUCACUGCACUGGAGGUCCCUCUUGACCCAAAACUUCUGGAAGAAUUGACGCAGCCUCCCACCAUCACCCAUCAGUCUCCUAAAGAUUUCAUCAUAGAUCCACGGGAGAAUGUCAUCAUCCACUGUGAGGCCAAAGGCAAACCUCAUCCCAGAUUCUCAUGGACUAGGAAUGGGACUCAUUUCGACAUCGAGAAAGACCCCAAAGUCAUCAUGAAGCCUCAUUCUGGAACGCUCGUGAUUGACAUCAGCGGAGGAGAGAAAGCCGAGGCGUACGAGGGCGUUUAUCAGUGUACGGCUCGGAACGAGCUCGGGACCGCCGUCUCCAACAACAUCAUCAUCCGGCAGUCCAGAUCACCGCUGUGGUCCAAAGAGAGAGUGAAUCCAAUCAUCGCACAGGAAGGACAGUCAUUGGUUCUCCCCUGCCGGCCCCCCGCUGGGCUCCCCCCACCCAUCAUAUUCUGGAUGGACAACAAUUUCCAGCGACUGCCUCAGAGUCGGAGAGUUUCUCAGGGCCUGAAUGGAGACCUCUACUUCUCAAGUGUCCUGAUGGAAGAUUCCAGAAACGACUACAUCUGCUAUGCUCGAUUCCCGCACACGCAGACCAUCCAGCAGAAGCAGCCCAUAAACGUCCGCGUGUUGAACAUGGAUUCAAUCAAUGACACAAUGGAAGCUUAUUUCAAUGAUACAGAUUUGUUCGGUGAAAAAGCUGGCCAGGAGAGAGCCCCCACGUUUAUGGUACCGACUGACCCUAUCAGUUCUAAACUGGUUCUGAGAGGAGAUGUUUUAGAGAUGGAGUGUAUCGCAGAGGGCCUCCCCACUCCUGACAUCUCGUGGAAUAAAGUCAGCGGUGAGAUACCGAGCAUGCGCGCCUCCUUCCUGAACUACCACAAGACUCUGAGGAUAAAAGAUGUUUCAGAGGCGGACGCCGGAGAAUAUCGCUGCACUGCCUCCAACCACCACGGCACCGUCCAUCACAACAUCAGAGUGACUGUCAAAGCUGCUCCGUACUGGAUCAGUGCUCCCAGGAAUCUGGUUCUAGCUCCCGUGGAGACGGGCGUGAUCACCUGCCGGGCGGGAGGUCACCCCAAACCCAACAUCAGUUGGUUCAUGAACGGAGUCCCGAUAGAGAAUGCUCCUAAAGAUCCCAGCAGGACGGUUGAAGACGACACCAUCAUAUUUUCAGAGGUUCAGACUGGUUCCAGUGCCGUUUACCAGUGUAACGCGUCUAAUGAAUAUGGAUAUUUACUGUCCAAUGCCUUCAUCAAUGUACUUGCGGAGCCACCCAGAGUUCUGACUCCACCAAAUAAAGUUUACCAGGUCAUAAUAAACAAACCUGCGCUGCUGAAGUGUGCGACGUUCGGUUCUCCGAUCCCAGUGGUCACAUGGUUUAAAGAAAGCCGCUCCAGCACUUUAGAAGGCGACCCCUAUGUGUUCCACAAAAACGGAGCUCUGGAGAUUCACCUGUCUCAGAAACAGAACAGUGGAAAGUACACCUGCGUCGCCAGAAACUCGCUCGGCAUCUCAGAGAACCACGUGUACCUGGAGGUCAAAGAGCCCACGCGAAUCCUGAGACCACCAGAGUACAGAGUGGUCCAGCGGAACCGAGACGUUAUGUUUGGGUGUAAAGUAAGACACGACCCGUCUCUCGUGCCCACAGUGACGUGGCUUAAGGACAACGAAGAGCUUCCUGACGACGAGAGGUUCCGAGUGGAUUCAGACAGUCUGACCAUCACAGAUGUGACAGAGGAUGACGGUGGUCAGUACACGUGUAUCGUGAACACCACGCUGGACGAGGAUAUGGCCAGCGCUCGCCUCACUGUAGUUGAGACAACACCCACCCCUGCUGUAAUCUCCGAGCAGCCAGAUGCGCCCACCGAUCUAGAACUGACGGAUCCGGAAGCCAGAAGCGUGCAGUUGACGUGGACGCCCGGAGACGACCACAACAGCCCCAUCACGAAGUUCCUAAUUCAGUAUGAAGAUGGUCUUCAUCACGCUGGAGUGUGGCACAAUCUCACUGAGGUUCCUGAGAUGAAGACCACCGCUCAUCUAAAACUCUCGCCGUACGUCCACUACACUUUCAGAGUGCUGGCAGUCAAUGGCGUGGGUCACAGCCAUCCCAGCGCGCCCACCCGACAGUACAAAACCAACCCAGCAGCUCCUGAUGAGAACCCCAGUGAUGUCAAAGCCAUGGGCACGGAACACAACAAUCUGGUCAUAUCAUGGAAGCCCCUGACGCCUCUACAGUCAAACGGUCCUGGACUCCAAUAUAAAGUCAUGUGGCGUCAACAGGAUGCUGAGACAGACUGGACGUCUGUCACCGUGGCCAACGUCACCAAAUUUGUGGUGUCGGGGACGCCCACUUUCGUCCCCUACGAGGUGAAGGUUCAGGCUGUGAAUGCUGUGGAUCAUGGACCCAAACCUGCAGUCGUCAUCGGAUAUUCAGGCGAGGACUUUCCUUCAGCAGCGCCGGAUGACGUCCAGGUUAAAUUGGUGAACAGCACGCUGGCGGAGAUCCACUGGACCGCGGUUCCUCCUAAAUCUGUGCGAGGCCGACUUCAGGGGUACAAAAUUCAUUACCGUUGUGAGAGGAGUCGACACAGACACACCUCUCAUCACAACGACCAGAAGAUCGAGAUCUUCAGUCCUAAUAAAACCAGAGGAAGACUGCCGCACCUGCACCCGUACAGCAUCUACAGUCUUUACGUGACGGCGUUUAACGGGCGAGGAGAGGGUCCCGCCACAUCUAUCCAGCGCUUUGAGACCCCCGAGGAUGUUCCUGGUGUUCCAUCAUUCUUCCGGGUGGUGGGUUCAGAUUUGGAAUCGCUCACGUUGGAGUGGGGUCCACCUCACCAUAGGAACGGACAUCUUAUGGGAUACUCGCUCAAAUAUCAAACAGUGAAUAGCAGCAACGAUUUGGGUGUGCUCGAGGAGCUGGACCUCCCGUCCAAUCACAGCGGCGUAACUCUGCACAACCUCAAACACAGCACACGCUACAAGUUUUACUUCAGUGCCAAAACCCUGAAGGGCUCCGGACCCGCCCUUUCAGAGGAAGCCGUCACCAUUGUGCAUAAAGAAGCUCCAGCCUUUCCCCACUUCCCCCUGAGCUCACCGCGCUCCCCCCAGCAAAAGGCGCUGCCGGCCGCUCCUGCGUUUGGGAACCUUAGCUCGUCUCUGAGCGAGGACGGACCGCUAAUCAGUUGGGAGUACUGGGGCCCAGAAAAUCAUCUUUAUGUUGAAUAUAUUAUAGACAACAGUGAAGAAGACUGGCACAAAGAGAAGGUGAACGGAUCUCACUCUCAUGUUCUCAAGGGUUUGAGAGAAGGUUUGGCCUACAAGGUGCGUGUUGUGGCCAGAGAUCAUGACAACCGAACGCUCCAUCACUCUGAAGAGGUGUUGUUUAAGGUCCCAGCGAUGGUGAGUCCUCAGGUGGACAUUGCCACUCAGGGCUGGUUCAUCGGUCUGAUGUCUGCUAUCGCUUUACUCAUUCUCAUCCUGCUCAUCGUCUGCUUCAUCAAGAGAAACAAAGGCGGGAAAUAUCCAGUGAAGGAGAAAGAAGACGCUCACGGGGAUCCUGAGAUCCAGCCCAUGAAGGAAGACGAUUUAACAUUCUGCGAGUACAGUGACGAGGACCAUAAACCCUUAAAAGGGAGCCGAACGCCGUCCAGCGGAACUGUGAAGCGAGACGAUAGUGACGACAGUUUAGUUGACUACGCUGACUCUGGAGACACGCAGUUCAACGAGGACGGAUCUUUUAUAGGACAGUAUAGCGGGAAGUCUGAUCGGAGCGGGCCGCGCGGUCACGACAGCUCAGAGCCGCCGUCCCCUAUUAAUGCCAUGAAUUCGUUUGUGUAGGCGUGGGGCCCGUGACAUGGAUUUGGUUUUAAAUAUAAGAACUGUCUUAUAAGUGGAUCGGGAACGACUUUCAUGUAGGCCAGCCAACAUUUAAGCUAAAAUCAGUUUCAGCCAAUGCUAACACAAACAUAAAUUUAUAUAUAAAUAUAUAUAGAUGCAUGAAGAAAAUAUUCUAUUACUGCAGAUAGCACAGAGAAAUAAGAACAGGAAAUCUGAAAAUAAUAAAAUGAUUUUCAAGUAUUAUAUUGGUGUUACUGUACAGGCAGAAUGCUCUACGAGCACAUUCAGGACACUUGCAGUUUUUAUCGUGUGAUUAUAAUAACUAGUAUUAUAGUUUUUUUUCACAACAAUUCUUAAAGAUGCCCAUUUGCCUUCUGUAGUGAAAAUAAAUCCUGUCAGAGAUUCUGAUAAAUGUAUGCAGGUUUCUCACCUGUCACCUGUAGCAUGAACUGCAGACAGCAUCAUUCUGACCUGCAUGUGAACUUGAAGCGUUUCCAUAGCAACCCUAACCUGCUCACAUCAGACCUCUCGCGUGCUCCGCAGUGGUCGACGCUUUGAGGGGUUCUGUGCCUUUGCUGUGAAAAUCACCCCAAUCUAAAUCCAUCACACGCUUUUCUCCCUGUAGGCAAAGUAUUAGAUUGAAGUAAAAAAAGAUCUCAUCUGAAUUCUGCCAAUCCAGUCCAGUUUCAUGCUCAAUUGAAGAAAUGGGACUAAAAGUCGCCUGAGAAUUUCACCCCAGAAUAAACAGCAGAAAUUGAAUUGUCAAAAUCAAUUUUUUGAACGACCCCCGUUAUUUUAACUGUCCAGACAUGACGAUUUAAAUAACAAAACAUCAGCAUAAAUUGAAUCAAGUACAACAAACAAUACCACCGUGUAUAAAUGCUUAAAAUAUAAUCUCAUAUAAUCCUUUUUGUCGGAGUGAAAGGAUUGUGGUGGGCUAAUUGUCAUUAAAUAACGCCACAUCUUAAUGCCACAGAAAAUAUAUAAUUUUGUAUUAUAUUUAAUUUUCUGUUUGAUUUUAGGGUGAAAUUUGACAUUUUUGAGAUUCUCUAUAAAUUGCCUGUGUGAAUGUGUGUGUGUGAGAGAGAGAGUUUGUUUUUUCUUAACUUGCAUCAAGUUUGAAUUUCAAAUGUCACUUUUUUGUGUAAAGAUUUUGGUACCUUUGUAAAUAAAUGAAGAGUUGGUUUGGUUUAAGCGCAGGAGGUUCAGUCGAUAUGUGUUUUAUUGAAAGUAAACAUGUGAUUGUUUGUUGUGCUCAUUUUUUAUUUUGGUGUAAUUAUUGUUUAUUUUGACGGUCAUUUUAUUCUCAUAUUUACAACAGUGUCUCUUGUGUUUUAUUGACUUAUGUGAUUCAAGUCUGCAGGUUAAUUGCAAUACAAUACUCAUAUACCAGGACUGUAUAUCUCUGCUAUUUAUGAUCAUUCUAGGAUAUCGCAUUAUAUAAUGCAACAGCUAUUCGAAGAUUUUCUCUUUGCAAAUAGGUAUUCUUAAAGGAUUUUAUACUCUCAUUAAUCACAAGUGUUCAAGCUUCAGGAUUUACUAACUACAUGAGUUGUUUCACUGGAAAUGUUGGAGAUUUCAGCCAAUCUCAAUAUAAUAUUGAUAAUAUUCAAUAAAUACAUGAAAUGAUUAUGUA